AUGUCAUGCACGACUAGAAGUCUUGUGCUGACGUCAGUUCGUAUAGAGCGUCACACUCUUCUUGGCAACUCCUCCAUACUAGAGUGUCACUACGACCUUCAGGGAGAGCCCCUAUACUCUGUCAAGUGGUACAAGGAUGGCAACGAGUUCUUCAGGUUCCUGCCUAAGGAUGUCCCACCCAAGCAGGUCUUCCCACUGAGUGGCGUUGAGGUCGAUGUGGAUCGUUCGAAUGCCACUCAAGUAUGCCUGAUCAAGUUGACAUUGGCGAGUACAGGCAGAUAUAGAUGCGAGGUGUCAGCGGAAGCUCCUUCCUUCCAAACCGUCUCGGACCACGGCGACAUGCAGACAGUUGCAAUACCCAAGGAAGGACCACGCAUCAUUGGAGGCAGACCUAGAUACCAACUCGGAGACACGGUUAGGGUAAACUGUACUUCAGGACCUUCCCGACCAGCCACCCAGCUCACUUGGUUCAUCAACGGAGAACAGGCUAACCAAUCGUACGUGGUUGGGCCAAUCCGCAAGCCUCACAAAGGGUUUGAAAUGGUGACUCUGGGACUAGUGUUCCGUGCAGAACCUCGCCACUUCAAGCGAGGAGAUCUCAAACUGAAAUGUCUGGCCACCAUCGCCACUGUCUACUGGAGAACGAACGAAGAGAGUGUGGAGAGUGACAAGCAUCACAAGUCUCCAGCCUUGGAGAUGAAGGAUACGGGCAAGUCUAUAGCAGACAGAGUACGAGACCUUACAUGUUUUAUUGCCAAAGUGGUUUCAAAAUGGGUGAAGGGAAGUCUAAAGGCCCCUAUUAGUCGUGAGCAACAUGUGGCGCAGCUAGUGGAGCCGCCGGUGGAGCCGCCGGUGGCCCACAGCGUUUUGGAACCUGGACACUAG
Messenger RNA from Macrosteles quadrilineatus (aster leafhopper), 885 nucleotides. RefSeq lists its product as uncharacterized. The record is from RefSeq and is a predicted model, not a curated record. NCBI's taxonomy places the organism in Eukaryota, Metazoa, Arthropoda, Insecta, Hemiptera, Cicadellidae. Bases 1 to 885 code for a protein of 294 amino acids. The transcript has 6 exons.